Acanthochromis polyacanthus (spiny chromis) is the source of this 6303-nucleotide messenger RNA. RefSeq names its product sphingomyelin phosphodiesterase 2b (gene smpd2b). Lineage: Eukaryota; Metazoa; Chordata; Actinopteri; Pomacentridae. Gene Ontology annotation, cellular component: cytoplasm. The record is from RefSeq and is a predicted model, not a curated record. The coding region runs from base 318 to 1649 and encodes 443 amino acids. Gene Ontology annotation, molecular function: sphingomyelin phosphodiesterase activity. The transcript is spliced from 11 exons.
AUUUAUGUCAGCUGACUUUCCGCCGGAAGGAAAAUCAUGCUGCAAUGGAAACAGCCAAACACCAGUAAGUCACUCUUUGUUUUGUGACAUGCCGACAGUCCGACUUUGAUUUCUCUUAAUAAAUAUUAAGUCGGCUGACGACAGGAAGCGCGUUAAGUCCGAAGCUAAAAUUGACAUUACGACACCGUGACUACAUCUCCACAUCCACGAUCCGGUUCACUUCAGCUGACGAACACAGGUUACUGAGGAUCUGUCCCAGUCGCCUCACCUGAUCUGACACUCCAUCAUCACCCCUACUGACCCUCUGAUCUGCCGGCAUGGCGAACACAGACUCUGUCAGCGUGCGGGUUUUCUCUCUGAACUGCUGGGGCAUCCGCUACCUAAGCAAACACUGUCCUCAGCGCUACGCCAUGAUAGGGGAAAUGCUGACCAAGGAAGAGCAUGACAUCGUCUUACUGCAAGAGGUGUGGAGUGAGAAAGACUACCUCUGCCUGAAAAAGAAACUGGCCUGCACUCAUCCUCACUGUCAUUACUUCAAAAGCGGAGUCAUCGGCAGCGGACUGGCCAUUUUCACCAAAUACAGAAUCCACGAUACGUUUGUUUAUCGCUACUCGCUGAAUGGUUAUCCUUAUAUGGCUCACCACGGAGACUGGUUCGGAGGCAAAGCUGUGGGGAUGGCCGUCUUAAACAUCGGCGGACUGACUGCAAACGUCUACGUCACUCAUCUGCAUGCUGAGUACUGCAGGGAGAAGGACUCUUAUCUACCUCACAGAGUGGUGCAGGCCUGGGAGCUGCAGCAGUUCAUUCGCUACACCUCCGCCGGUGCAGACGUGGUCAUCCUCGGCGGUGACCUCAACAUGCAUCCUCAGGACCUCGGCAACAGACUGCUGAGGUCUUACACCGGACUGCAAGACUCUUAUUUGGAAACUGCUAAAUUUGAUGGAUGCGAGGACGGCAUGACUCUGAUAGCAGGCAACCCGUUCAUCACUGAGAAGGAGCUGGGACCCUUUGAGAAGGGAAUUCGAAUCGACUACAUCCUGUUCAAGAGUUCUUCCGGGGCCGUCGUCCGCUGCGACUCCAUGUCCACCACCAAAGGCUCCGUCCCCGACCAUCCCUUCCCUUAUUCCGACCACGAGGCUCUCACCGCUGAACUGAGGCUGGAGUCCUGCAGUCCAGCUGAGACCGGAGCCGACGGACGAUCCAAGGCUCAGGACUCGACUGCAGGGCGGCUGGCUGAGCUGGUGGACAUCGUGACGGAGGCCCGGACGGAGGUCAAAGUGGGCCUUCACUGCGCUGAGAGGAUGCGCUACACGGCGGCACGCACCGGAGCGAUGGGUCUGGCUCUGCUGUUCCUGGAGCUGGCCAUCGCAGCCGUGCCCUGGCUGGCUCUGGGGGCGGAGCAGCCUUUCCCUCGUACCUCCUUCUACCUGCUGGCGGCGCUGUGCUUCGCCAUCCUGCUGACCACCUCCCUGCUCUACGUCUUCUACUCCAUGGAGCUGAAGUCUCUGCAGGGGGCCGAGGACCAGAUGAGGCUGGCCGUGGGCAGUCUGCAGGAGAAGCUCAGGGGUUUUCCUCUGGCUCAGCCUCACAAUCCCCCACGGAGGCCCCCGGAGGGCCAGGAGCCCGGCGCUUUCCCCCCCGAGGAGUGACGCAGCAGCCAAGUAGGUCAAAGAUGGAAGCCUUUCAAGUGGGCACUUUAGGAGUGAGCUCCUCUGAAUGUGUUUUAAGCUCUUAAGAUUUAGAUUUGUACCGCAGAGCAACGAACUGUGAUCGAAGGGCAUUUCUGAAAGUAGUGCAGGACACGUGCUUUGACAUUUUAUACUUUUUAUAUACUCAUCUGUAGGCUUUUAUCACCCACAAGAUUUCACUCCAUGCACCCACAUGAAAAUGAUUCCUGUUUUUUUCAGAAAUACAGGGUGUCCAUAAAGUCUCUUUGCAGUUUUAGGAAUUUAUUCCAAAGGUAAGAUAUCUUAACCGUCCUUUUGUCGUCAUUUACAGGCACCAAAAAAUAUUGUUUCCUUGAAUGAAAAAAAUCCAAAAAUUCAGCAAAAAAUUCCCCACAUUUUUAAAAAAAAUUUGUGGAAUCUUCAGGAAGAAAAUUUCAAUAAUUUCUUGAAAGUUUCCCAUAACCCUGAUGUCGUCCUGCAGGUCAAACUGACCCGUUUUAAGGUUUGAAAAUGUGGGGAAAAAAAUAAUUCACAAUGAAACUUCUGAUGUCCACAUUUUUGACAUUUUUGUGAAAUCUUUGAACAUUUUUUGGUGGGAAAAAUAUUGUUAAAAAUGUUUAAGAACAUUCACCAAAAAAAUCAACAAAAAUCCAGCAAAAUUCUCUGCAUUUUGAUUGAAUUUUUUGUGAAUGUUCCAGAAGAGAAAAUAUUAAAGUUUUGCUUUAGAUAUUUUUAGGAUUUUUUUGGAAGAUAUUUAUCCUUUUUUGAAAAUAUUUACAAUUUUUAUUUAUUUUUUUGUUUUAUUUUUUAAUUUUUAUUUCUUGCCAAAUUUGGGGAUUUUUUUUUCAAAAAUAAAACUUUUAACCCUCCUGCCGUCCUCAUUUUUUGGGGACCAAAAAAUAUUUUUCUUUUGUCUGAAAAAAAAAAAAUCACCAAAAAAAAUCCCCAAAUUUAUAAAAAAAAAUCAAUAUCUUCAGGAAAAAAUUCCAACAAGUCCCUAAACAUUUCCCUUAAAAGUUUUAUUUAAAAUAAGUCACACAUUUGGGAAGAAAUAGAAAUUUUUAAAAAAAUGUAAAUAUUUUGAAAAAUAUGAAUAAAAGUCUUCCCAAAAAAAAUCCUAAAAAAUAUCUAAAGAUCUUACAUAUAUAUCAGUAAAUGUUCUAAUAUUUUCUUUACAAACAUUCAGAAAAAAAAUCUACCAAAAUGUAGAUUUUUUUUCUGAAUGUUCCUAAAGAAGCAUUUUAUUAAACGCUUCUUUUCUCCACCAAAAAAUGUUCAAAAAAUUUUGAAAGUGUUUACGUUUUCACUGUGAACGUCCAUAUUUUUUCCCCAUAUUUUCAAACUUUAAAAUGGGUCAAUUUGACCCGCAGGACGACUCGUAAAUUAGACCGUUGGUGUUUGCAUUCCAGCCAGCAGUAGUUCCACUGGGACCAGCUGUUCCUGUUUCCCCUUUUUGUGGUCUCUGGAACCCACAACACAGACAGAUGUGUGGGUUCAGUCUGUAACCGUUGAUGUGCUCAGAUACCGAUGGAAGAAAGCCGUGUGGUCUCACCGCACAGAAGACACUCCGAAGAAUGAAGGUUCAGAUUUGCUCAGUAACUUUUGUUUUUGUUUUUUUGUUUUUUUUGUCUGGAGGACCGCUGACUGAAAGCCUCCAGUAGUACUGUAUGAUAAAGAUCUUCAUGCACUGUUUAGGGCGUUAUUUAGUGUAGGAAAAGAAGCAAAAUCUAUCUGCAUGUCUCACUUCACAUGUGCACUAUUUCUAAAGAAAAUCUACACUAAUCUCCCAUUUCUGAAUACUGCUCUGAACCCUCCUGUUCUCAUUUACGGGCACCAAAAAAUAUUGUUUCCUUGUCUGAAAAAAAUCCAAAAAUUCAGCAAAAAAAAAAAAUUCCCCAAAUUUCAAAAAAAUUGCAAAGCCUUCAGGAAGAAAAUUCCAUUAAUUCCUCAAAAAUUUCCCUUGAAAGUUUUAGUUUAAGACAUCAACCAAAUUUGGCAAGAAAAUUCUAAAUGUUUUCAAAAAAAAUGAGUAAAAAUCUUCCAAAAAAUCCUUAAAAUAUCUAAAAUGAUUGCAUAUAUAUCAGUAAAGCUUCUAAUAUUUUUUUUAAAUCAACCAAAAUCCAGCGAAAUUCGUUGGUUGAUUUUUUUUUUGAUGAAUGUUCUAAAAAAAAACAAAAAAUUUUUUAGUGAUUCUUUUUUUCCCACCAAAAAAUGUUCAAAAAUUUCCCGAAAAUGUGGACAUAAGUUUCACAUGUAUGUUUUUCCAGUGAAAACUUCAACAUUUUCAGGAAAUUUUUGAAAAUUUUUUGGUUUAAAAAAAAAAGGAAUCUCUUUGAAUUUGAAGGAAUUUCUUUGAGAACAUUCUUUUAAAAAAUCAACCAGAAUCCAGCGAAUGUCGGAUGUGAAGAAAAUAUUAGAAGUUUUUCUGACAUACACACGUGGACAAAAUUGUUGGUACCCCUCAGUUAAAGAAGGAAAAACCCACAAUUCUCACUGAAAUCACUUGAAACUCACAAAAGUAACAAUAAAUUAAAAUUCAUUGAAAAUUAAAUAAUCAAAAUCAGCCAUCACUUUUGAAUUGUUGAUUAACAUAAUUAUUUAAAAAAACAAACUAAUGAAAUAGGGCUGGACAAAAAUGAUGGUACCCAUAACUUCAUAUUUUGUUGCACAACCUUUUGAGGCAAUCACUGCAAUUAAACGAUUUCUGUAUUUGUCAAUGAGCGUUCUGCAGCUGUCAACAGGUAUUUUGGCCCACUCCUCAUGAGCAAACAGCUCCAGUUGUCUCAGGUUUGAUGGGUGUCUUCUCCAAAUGGCAUGUUUCAGCUCCUUCCACAUAUGUUCAAUGGGAUUCAGAUCUGGGCUCAUAGAAGGCCACUUUAGAAUAGUCCAACGCUUUUCUCUCAGCCAUUCUUGGGUGUUUUUGGCUGUGUGUUUUGGAUCGUUGUCCUGUUGGAAGACCUAUGACCUGCGACUGAGACCAAGCUUUCUGACACUAGGCAGCACAUUUCUCUCCAGAAUGCCUUGAUAGUCUUCAGAUUUCAUCGUACCUUGCACACUUUCCAGACACCCUGUGCCAGAUGCAGCAAAGCAGCCCCAAAACAUUACUGAGCCUCCUCCAUGUUUCACCGUAGGGACAGUGUUCUUUUCUUCGUAUGCUUGGUUUUUGAGUCUAUGAACAUAGAGUUGAUGUGCCUUACCAAAAAGCUCCAGUUUGGUCUCAUCUGUCCAAAGGACAUUCUCCCAGAAGCUUUGUGGCUUGUCAACAUGCAUUUUUGCAAAUUCCAGUCUGGCUUUUUUAUGAGUUUUUUUCAGCAGUGGUGUCCUCCUUGGUCGUCUCCCAUGAAGUCCACUUUGGCUCAAACAACGACGAAUGGUGCGAUCUGACACUGAUGUACCUUGGCCUUGGAGUUCACCUUUAAUUUCUUUGGAGGUUGCUCUGGGCUCUUUGGAUACAAUUCCAACGAUCCGUCUCUUCAAUUUGUCAUCAAUUUUCCUCUUGCGGCCACGUCCAGGGAGGUUGGCUACUGUCCCGUGGGUCUUGAACUUCUGAAUAAUAUGAGCCACUGUUGUCACAGGAACUUCAAGCUGUUUAGAGAUGGUCUUAUAGCCUUUACCUUUAAGAUGUUUGUCUAUCAUUUUUUUUCGGAUGUCCUGGGACAAUUCUCUCCUUCGCUUUCUGUUGUCCAUGUUCAGUGUGGUACACACCUUUUCACCAAACAGCAGGGUGACUACUUGUCUCCCUUUAAAUAGGCAGACUGACUGAUUAUGAGUUUGGAAACACCUGUGAUGUCAAUUAAAUGACACACCUGAGUUAAUCAUGUCACUCUGAUCAAAUAGUUUUCAAUCUUUUAUAGAGGUACCAUCAUUUUUGUCCAGGCCUGUUUCAUUAGUUUGUUUUUUUAAAUAAUUAUGUUAAUCAACAAUUCAAAAGUAAUGGCUGUUUUUGAUUAUUUAAUUUUCAAUAAAUUUUUAUUUAUUGUUACUUUUGUGAGUUUCAAGUGAUUUCAGUGAGAAUUGUGGGUUUUUCCUUCUUUAACUGAGGGGUACCAACAAUUUUGUCCACGUGUGUAUAUGUAAUGACUUAAGAUAUUUUUAGGAUUUUUUGGAAGAUUUUUACUAUUUUUAAAAAAAAUAUUUACAAGAAUGCCAAAUGUAGGGUAUUUUUAAUUAUUAUAUUUUAUUAAACAUUUAAAGGAAAUCUUUGAGAGAUAAUUGAAAUUUUCUUCCUGAAGGUUUUGCAAAUUUUAAAGAAAUUUGGAGAAUUUUUUGCUGAAUUUUUGGAUUUUUUUCAGACAACAGGAGGGUUAACUCUGAUCUGAUGUGAUCACAGGAGUCACCAGUUCUAAAUACCACAUUAAAAAUCUAAUUUGCCUCUAGUGUUCUGUGCAUUUAGCUGACCACUUCCUUGUAUGUAUCCUAGGAGUUUACUUAAUGAUUUAUUUUGCUGUAGAACCGUGCUGUGACUCAACGUGAGCCUGACAAUGACUGACUUAUUUCAUGAUUGUGUUAAUUUCCGCCUCAGUGUAACAGCAGUUCUUUGUUAGUUCGUUUCAUUAAGUCUGAUGUUCAUUCCAUCUGAAAACUGUGACGGGCAUGAUCGCCAAAGCAAUAAUAAAGACUUGCUUCUGGACUGCUA